Molecule: messenger RNA, 861 nt
Organism: Pyricularia grisea
Lineage: Eukaryota; Fungi; Ascomycota; Sordariomycetes; Magnaporthales; Pyriculariaceae
Exons: 4
Coding region: 202-861 (219 amino acids)
Biological process (GO): glutathione catabolic process
Cellular component (GO): cytoplasm
Molecular function (GO): glutathione specific gamma-glutamylcyclotransferase activity; gamma-glutamylcyclotransferase activity
Source: RefSeq, a predicted model, not a curated record
CGAACUACAUUACGAAUCCAAAAACCCCCCGCCAAGUAGAUCUGCACCACCCAGAUCCGGUAUUUUACGAAACAGAAAAGGACGAAUCUAAAUAGAACAACAGGACAGAUUUAAUCCAAUUUCGCGGUAAUAUCCGACUGGGCCCGGUGUAUCGGUGUAUCUAUCUGCCUAGAGCGGAUCAGCCUUGCCGUCCCCACGAUCAUGGCCGCGAGUGGAAAGCCCCUCCCGGAUGAUGAUGGGCAGUUUUGGAUUUUUGGUUAUGGGUUACCCGGUUGGGUGACUGGCUACGUCAGACGAUUUUGGCAGGCUAGCGAGGAUCACCGAGGAACACCAGAGAAGCCCGGACGCGUCGUCACGCUGCUGGAGCGCUCCUUCUGGGAGACCCUGACUGAUCACCACGAGGAUGCUCCCGACCGUGUCUGGGGUGUUGCGUACCGCAUCAAGGCCGACAAGGUGGACGAGGUCAAGGACUAUCUAGACAUUCGAGAGAUUAAUGGCUACACCAUCCACUACACGCCCUUUCACCCAGCAGACAGAUCUGGCCCGAUCAGGACCUUGGUCUACAUCGGCACCCCCGACAACCCCCAGUUCGUGGGACCUCAGGACCCACAGGUCCUCGCCGAGCAUAUUUACCGUUCCGAGGGGCCCAGCGGACUGAAUAGGGAUUAUCUCCUGUCCCUGGAUGAUGCUCUGAACCAGCUGGGGCCGGAAAGCGGGGAUGAGCAUGUCGCCGAUUUGUCGAGGCGUGUUCGUGCCAUGCAGGCGGAAUCUGCGGCUCAGGUCGACAAAUCGUCCCAGAAUGCCGACUUCCACAAUGUCCACAGCACUGAGGAGCAAGAAGAGACCGAGAAGUCUAACUAG